This is a messenger RNA of Pseudomyrmex gracilis, 3015 nucleotides long. It is a transcript of the gene Klp67A, whose product is annotated as kinesin-like protein KIF18A. The transcript is spliced from 3 exons. Gene Ontology annotation, biological process: microtubule-based movement. The record is from RefSeq and is a predicted model, not a curated record. Lineage: Eukaryota; Metazoa; Arthropoda; Insecta; Hymenoptera; Formicidae. Gene Ontology annotation, molecular function: microtubule motor activity; ATP binding; microtubule binding. Bases 285 to 2885 code for a protein of 866 amino acids.
AAAGUUCAAAUUCAAAACUUUCAGCGUAACGCCAGUAACGGACGUUUACUGAUUGUCACGUUGUCAAAACGUGUGUGUUUGUGUGGACUCGCAUCAAUUCUGAUCUACUUUUUCCGAGAAAGAUUUUGACGGAAUAUUUUUGCAUGUCGAAGAAGAAGAUCAUGUACAUCAGUAAUUGACGGGGUAUAAGAAGAGUGUUGUGCAAGCAAUGCGUCAGCGUCGUGAGUAACGGCAAUAUAAUCAUGUGAAAAUAUACUUUGCAGAGUAUUGUUACGUGAGAAACGAUGGUGUUCAAUAAGAAAGACUCGAGCAAGACAUUCUUGCUUGGUAAAGCUAACAGAGAGGCAGAAAAAACGUUAAUCAAGCCAAGUACAAGUAAGACAACUAUGAAACCUGAAGAUUCUCCCGAAAUGUCGAUCAAGGUGAUUGUGAGAGUCCGUCCCGACAAUGAAUAUGAGCUGCAAAAUAAUGGUAGGACUGUCAUUGAAGUCGUUGACGACAAAAUGCUGAUAUUUGAUCCAAAGGAGCAAGCAACACCUUUCUUCUUUCACAAUGUUGCUCAAAAAGGUCGAGAUAUGCUGAAGAAACAAAACAAACAACUGCAGUUUAUUUUUGAUAGGAUCUUUGACAGGACAUCCACCAACAUUGAUGUGUUUGAAGGAAGCACUAAAAGCUUAAUCAGUAGUCUUUUGGAAGGCUAUAACUGCUCUGUGUUUGCAUAUGGCGCUACAGGUGCUGGUAAAACUCACACCAUGCUAGGUAACAAAGAAGAUCCAGGUAUUACGUAUCGAACAGUGGCAGAACUUUUUUCUGAGAUUGAAACUCAGAGUAAACACCGAGAGUUCAACUUGGGUGUGACAUAUCUUGAGAUAUACAAUGAAAAUGUACAAGACUUAUUGCACAAGUCAGGCCCAUUACACUUAAGAGAAGAUGGUAGAUGUGGAGUCAUAGUUGCUGGUUUAGAACCAAUUGCUAUUCAAAGUGCUAAAGAGCUACUGACAUUGUUGGCAGAAGGUAAUAAAAAUCGCACUCAACAUCCGACAGAUGCAAACAAGGAGAGCAGUAGAAGUCAUGCAGUUUUUCAAGUGUAUAUCAAAAUACUUAAUAAGUUAGAUAACCAAGUACAACGAGUAAAACUCUCUAUGAUCGAUUUAGCGGGAUCUGAGAGAGCUUCAGCUACUGGAUGUAAAGGUGUGAGAUUUAAAGAAGGUGCCAACAUCAAUAAAUCUUUACUCGCUCUUGGGAAUUGUAUAAAUAAUCUAGCAGAUGGUAUAAAGCAUAUUCCAUACAGAGAUUCAAAACUUACAAGACUACUGAAAGACUCACUUGGUGGCAAUUGUUAUACCGUUAUGAUAGCUAAUGUUGGACCUUCUAGCAUGACUUAUGAAGACACAUAUAACACUCUGAGAUAUGCAAAUCGUGCAAAGAAAAUCAAAUCAUAUGCCAAGAAAAAUGUAUCCUGUGAAACACAUGUUGCUGGUUACAUCAAGAUUGUGGAAGAACAAAAGAAGGAAAUAGAGAGCUUGAAGUCGAAACUAGCAGCUCUUGAGAGUGGAACGUUACAGCCAGUGCAGGAAAUUAAACAAAAUAAAGUUAUAUUGGAUGUGUAUUGCAAACUGUCAGGAUUAUAUAAUAAGAAAAAAGAAUUGAUCGAAAAAAUAUUGGCUCUAGAAAGUUCCGAUAAGAUUCUGGCUUUUAGAAUACUUUACAAAAAGGAUGCAGAUGAAAGAUUGCACAAUUUAACAACAGCUGGUGACGUUUUGCAAGAGGAACAAAACGUUAGUGGAAAAUUGCGCAUUAACAAAUCUCUUGAUUAUUUCCAACGUCAAAGAGAUUAUUUGAAGGCACAAAUAGAAGAAACGUGGCAGGAAUUGUGUGCAGCUGAGACAGUAAUACAAGAGGUAACUACUUCCCAAUUGAAAUCUGGAUCUAUCGAUGAAAAUCUGCAAAAUAAAUUGUCUUUGCAAAUUUCUGAGAUUGAAAAAUGCUGGAUUUUCGGAAUGCAGCAACAUCUGAAGAAAUUUAGUAGUCUUAUGCAAUGCGAAAGACAGUCAAUAAAUACUAUAACAAAACUAAUGAGUAAUACUCUCCAGAAUUACUAUAAUAUCGUGAAAGGUUACGGAUCAAUGACCGAAAAGAUGGAAGUAGAAUUCAAAGAACUAGUUAAGUUGCUUGAAGGUUUUCGCAAUAUCAAAUGGUCCGAUUCGGAUUCAAUUAGUACUGUAGAAGAUUUUUGCUUGCUUACAUGCUUAAGCAUGGGCAGUAUCAAUCCAUUAAAUAAUUCUGCACCAAUAAUUACGACCACGCUAGAAACAGAUAAUGAAGAGCGUGACGUUUCUAAUAUGAAUGUUUUAAAUUCUACUUUUAUUGCAACUUCAGAAGCGAAUAUCGACAAAACUUUUAACUUAAAUGACGAAAGUAAUGAUCACGACGACAACAUUUCGAACAACAAAUCGAAAAACUUGCAAGAAACUCCAAGUGAUAAAAUUGCUUCGAAGGAAACGUUUAGAAAACGUGUAUUGUCUGAUAAAAAUAAUGACACUGGCAGUACACCACCGAAGCAAACAAAAAAAUCACUGGCAAAUAACAAAUUUAUUGUACAAAAUAACAAUAGUCGCGUAGGCAAAGAAAACGCGAAUAAACAAAAGCCUGUUCAAAUGAGUGAAAAAAGUAUUGCUAUUUUAAAUAAAUUAAAGACUAAUACAUCUAAUCUCACGACAUCUCACUCAUCUCAACAUGAUAUUAUGCAAGAAAAAAUAAAUUUAUCACUUAAGGCAAUGCAUAAUAAAGAAAGACGUGGCCUUAUGUCGACACAUCCGUAUCACAAACCAACUUGUGGAAAGAAGCACACUCCAGCAAAACCAUCCACACGUGUUCCGUGGUAAUAUUAAAGGAAAAUUUGUAUUCUUUUUUAUGUAAGAUUUGAAAUAACAAGAAUUUCUAUUGCAUUAAUUAAUAACAAAUUUAAAAAAGCGUCUAUUGAAUAAACCCAAAUAAAAUAUAUAUAAUAUUGAA